GUCGUGGCUGAAGCGCUUAGCACUUCUCACGACAAGCCAUAUUCUCUGCCCCUCCCCAUUCUCUGUCCCUCCCAUUCUCCGUCUCUCCCCGUCUCUUUCGACUCGAACGCACCGCUUGCCUGGCUCUGGUAAGCCGCAGCACGAUCAUGUGGGCUCGAAUUCACGCACCGCGCAUGAAGGACUCGGACCGGUUCUGAGCGACAGGAUCAUUGCGCCGAGCGCGACAAGAGCGGAACGAAGAGGCAAGGGUAGCAUGAGAGGAAGGCGAAGAAACACAUUUAUGAGCACCUAGGAAGACUGUGGGAAGGCUCGACGGUAUGUUCGUGGUAUUUACUACCCUUCUCGUUCGCUCACAAGCCGCGACGCACUUGUUGAAGUUGCGCGUCAACCUGGCGGUCAGUUGCUCUCUCUCGCCUACCUACAAGCGUGUUACCAACCAGCUUGUCCACCCAUCUGCCCUCUUGCAUGCUCGCCUGCCUGCCUGCCAUCUGUCACGCCCCCGCCUGUCUGGUCACUGGUCAGAGUCGCCCCCUCUUGCACACUCGCUCUCGCAUCCGACUCUCUCUGCCCUACUCUGCCAAUGGGGCCUGUUAUCUCGCUUGCCUUGCCUCGCCCGCAUACUUGUGCUUUCAGCCUUCCGCCUUCUUGCAUGCUCACUCUCUCGGCUUCUCGUUCCCUCCCUGCCUUGCUCUCGCGCGUCCUCUCGACCUCACUCUCGACCACUACCGUCGUCUCAAUGGCUCAAUUUUUCAUACGCUCACUCUCUCGCCCGCCCGUGCGCUCGCCCAUCUUUGCUUUCACCUGCUCACUCGGUGGCUCAUCGGCUCUCUGGCUCACCCACUGGCUCUCGCCUGAUCACCUACCCUCGCUGCUCUCGCCUGACCACCUGCUCUCACUGCUCUCACAUACCCCUGCAUCAUCUCACCCGCGCAACCUCUCGCUCGCGCGACCUCUCGUCCGUGCAAUCUCUCGUCCGCUCAACCUCUCGCCUGUGCACUCUCUCGCUCGCACACCGUCUCGCUCGCACACCCUCCCGCCUGCACUCUUGCUCGCGCAUCUGCUCGCCCGCUCGCUAGUCCACACCCGCGCAAAACUCUUACCCGCUCUGGUGGGCCUGUAUACAUGUGGGUACGAGUACAAUAGGGAUUGAUUACGAGUAGUAUAUAUCACGAGUACUACCAAUGAGUCGUGUUGGCUGUAUUUGUAUUGUAUUGGAUCAUUGACAGUACAUUAUAAUGCAUCAUGUUUUUUCGCACCUA
Molecule: messenger RNA, 1259 nt
Organism: Fomitopsis serialis
Lineage: Eukaryota; Fungi; Basidiomycota; Agaricomycetes; Polyporales; Fomitopsidaceae
Exons: 1
Coding region: 318-1076 (252 amino acids)
Source: RefSeq, a predicted model, not a curated record